Molecule: messenger RNA, 1313 nt
Organism: Juglans microcarpa x Juglans regia
Lineage: Eukaryota; Viridiplantae; Streptophyta; Magnoliopsida; Fagales; Juglandaceae
Product: dof zinc finger protein DOF3.4-like
Exons: 1
Coding region: 335-1063 (242 amino acids)
Biological process (GO): regulation of DNA-templated transcription
Molecular function (GO): DNA binding; DNA-binding transcription factor activity
Source: RefSeq, a predicted model, not a curated record
CUAGCUAGCUCUGUAUAGCCGACCCAAAACAGAACGCCUUCUGGAGCCGACUGAAUUGUCGUGCUUAACAAAACAUGACUGUAAAAGCUAUUCGCGCUCUGGAUCAUAUAUGCCUCAGAUUCUGUCCCUGUUUGCAGCAGCACCAACAUAUACUCUCUCUCUCUCUCUCUCUCUCUCUCUCCAUAAAACCACCCCCCUCCCCCCACUACCCAAGCCUCAAGGAUCAAUUAAAACCAUCAAACUCUUCCUCAUCUUCUUCCUUUUCUUCAACGUUCUCAUCUCAUAAUCUCAAAAUCAAUUGAAGACAAGAGUAACUCUAACACUCAGAAAACCGAUGCCUUCGGACUCCAACGAGCACCGCAGGCCAACAAAGCCUACCCACAACACUGGAGCCCCACCACCCGAACAAGAGCAGCUUCCGUGCCCGCGAUGCGACUCCACCAACACCAAGUUUUGCUACUACAACAACUACAACUUCUCGCAGCCCCGUCACUUCUGCAAGUCCUGCCGCCGCUACUGGACUCACGGCGGGACGCUCCGAGACAUCCCCGUUGGUGGCGGUUCUCGCAAGAACGCCAAGCGUUCUCGCACCGCCAUCGCCACCAGUGGCGCCGUAUCUUCUACCGCUACUUCUCACGUCGACCUUUUGCCGGCCAACCCUGUUCUGGUACCUUUCACGCACAAUCAUGGAUCUUCCGUACAUUUUGGGGCUGGUAUUAACGGCGGUGGGGCAGACGGGAAGGGAAAUGUGAGCGUUUGUGGGAGUUUCACUUCUCUGCUGAACACUCAGGGGCCGGGGUUUUUGGCGCUUGGUGGGUUUGGGCUCGGUGUAGGUCCCGGGUUUGAGGAAAUGGGAUUUGGGCUCAACAGAGGUAUGUGGCCUUUUCCCGGCGUCGGAGAUGGUGGUGGUUCGGGCUUUGUAGUCGGUGGUAAUGGUGGUGCAACGGGAAUGGGGAACACGUGGCAGUUCGAGAGUGGCGAAUCCGGGUUUGUCGGAGGAGAUCAUCAUUGCUUUUCUUGGCCGGAUUUGGCAAUCUCAACCCCAGGAAAUGGUCUCAAAUGAACUCCUCUUUGUCUAUUUUUUGUUCUUGUCUUCUAUGCAUGGAAACUGUGGUUUAGGGUUUUGCUCGUUAGUGUUGAGAGAGUAAACUGUGGCAUGAAACUUAGACAAAAAAAUGAAUUAGACUAGUUUUUUUUUUUUCUUUUUUACUGUGCUGUGUAUUCUUUUUACUUUUUUUCAAGCUAGUGUCUAUGCCUGCAUGUAAUUCUGAUAGUUGCUGAUGUGCCAUAUAGCUAUUAGUUUCUUCAAUUUA